AGGGUUGUUAUCUCAUUGUUCUCAUAAAAUUUUGGUGCAUGAAUCCUCAUUUAAAUAUUGAUUUUUUUUUGUUAGUAUUCUCAUACGCAUCCUAUCAUUUACUCUCUGUAAUAUUUAUUCUGCAUUCGUCUACGUAACUUCAAAAUUAAGGAGAUUGCAUAGGGAAACUCUAUCGUCUCAGAAGCAUGAGCUCAACUCUGUUUAGUGUGUUUGGUUGUUUACUAACUGCUCUAUUUAAGAGAGUUUGUGACUGCUCUUUCUCUCACUAGACACGCUUAGGUGUUCUUUGUUUUCAUUUUAGUUCAAAUUAUACUGUUAAAUUUGCACAAGGAGGAGAUGGCACGAAGUGAACUGGGGGGCUCUUUUUUCUUCUUGUUGUAAAUUUAAUUUUAGGCUUUGAAGCUGUUGAAUAGGCAUUUUGCGGUCGCUGUUGUUUCUUGUUUUAGAUUGAGAUUAGGAUUUUUUGCUGUUGAAUAGGGCUGUUGUGGUCUAAAUGGCACCAGCCAUGGUCCUCGGUACCACUCAUUCUCCAAUGGGGAUCAGGAUUUUGGAUUACUUUUGCAAUAGGCGUGGGCUCAUUUUUAUAACUGGUUUUAAUCCGUUAUUUUCGACUCGAAUUCAAUAUCCGGUUUUAAAGAUGGGGAUUAAUGCUUCGGAGGAUGGGCAAUCCACCUCUUUGUAUUUGGAAAAGGAGAGUAAGGAAGGGCAGUUGAUUGGGUUUGAAGAAAAUGGGCGAAUUGUGUCUGAAAAGGAAGGAGAGGGAAAGGACAAGAAGUUGAAAGCAGAAAGUGAUUUUAACGGAUUAGAAUUGUUAGAAGAUGAUCUUAGCUGGGAAGUUCAGAGUGCAAAAGACUAUAUGGAUAGGUCGAAGGAGUUUGACAGGCAGGAUAGUGGGCCACCUCGCUGGUUUACCCCUAUUGAAUGUGGGCGUCCAAUGAAGGAUUCUCCGGUUUUCCUCUUUCUGCCUGGAAUUGGUGGCACUGGUUUGGGGCUCAUGCGGCAUCAUCAAGCUCUUGGGAGGAUUUUUGAUGUUAGGUGCAUGCACAUUCCUAUUUAUGACAGAACACCGUUUGAAGGGCUAGUAAAAUUUGUUGAAGAUACCGUGAGGUUAGAGCAUGCACUAUCUCCAGACAGACCAAUAUAUCUUCUUGGAGAUUCUUUUGGGGGAUGUCUUGCACUGGCUGUUGCAUCUCGGAAUCCUGCUAUUGACCUUGUUUUGAUCCUUUCUAAUCCUGCAACAUCCUUUGGAAAGUCACAACUGCAACCUCUGUUACCUUUGAUUGAGGCUGUACCAGCUGGGCCACAUAGUGCCAUUCCACAUUUUCUAAGCACCAUAAGGGGUGAUCUUGUCAAGAUGGCAAUGGUUGAUGUUGCAGAGGGGCUUUCUCUUCCAGAUAUGGUGGCUCAGUUAUCCGACGGUCUUGUUGCCUUGUUACUCCGUCUCUCUGUGGCUUUGUCAAAAAUAAUAUCAAAGGGAACACUUGUAUGGAAAUUGAAGUUACUUAAAUCGGCUUCCUCUUAUGCCAAUUCCCGUCUUCAUGCUGUCAAAGCUGAAGUUUUGGUGCUUGCCAGUGGCAAGGACCAAAUUUUACCAAGUAUGGAAGAAGCGGAACGACUUCGCAAUACAUUACCAAACUGCAAUGUUCGAUUCUUCAAAGAUAGUGGCCAUGUAAUUUUAUUGGAAGAUGGUAUCAAUUUACUGACCAUUAUAAAAGGUGCCCAAGUUUAUCGUCGUUCAAGAAUUCGUGAUUUCGUCUCUGAUUUCCUUCCGCCUACUUUAAGUGAAUUCAAGAGAAUAUAUGACCAACAGAAUGGUUGGUUUCGUCAAGCUGUCAAUGCAGUGAUGCUUUCAACUAUGAAAGAUGGGACAAUCGUGAGGGGUCUUGCCGGAAUUCCCGACGAAGGUCCUGUUUUAUUUGUUGGUUAUCACAUGUUGUUAGGACUUGAGUUGUAUUCCCUCAUAGGGGCAAUCUUGAGAGAAAAAAAAAUACUCGUGAGAGGCCUUGGUCAUCCACUUUUGUUCACAAAAUUCUCUGAGAGUUAUUUCAUAGAUCCACCAUUUGAUACAAUCAGGAAUUUUGGUGCAGUGCCUGUCUCACCAAGCAAUCUGUUUAAACUUCUUUCAAGAAAAGCUCAUGUUCUUAUGUAUCCAGGGGGUGUACGUGAAGCUCUUCAUAGAAAGGGUGAAGAAUACAAGUUGUUUUGGCCAGAGCGUCUGGAAUUUGUCAGAAUGGCCGCUAAAUUUGGUGCGACUAUAGUACCGUUUGGUGUUGUUGGAGAAGAUGACAUCAUAGAACAGUUGGUUGUUGAUUACAAUGAUUUGAUGAGCUUCCCUCCAGCUAGAGACUGGAUCAAGCUACAAGAUACGAAGAUUAUCAGAUUAAGGACUGAUCUGACUGGGGAGGUAGCAAACCAAGACGUGCAUUUGCCUGGGCUUUUGCCAAAAAUACCUGGGCGAUUUUAUUAUUUAUUUGGGACGCCUAUUGAGACUAGAGAGAAAAAGGAUGAAUUCAGAGACAAAGAGGAAGCGCAUAAGCUCUACCUGUACUUAAAGUCAGAGGUGGAGAACAUUAUGUCCUACUUAAGGAAGAAGAGAGAGGAGGACCCUUACAGGAGUUUAUUACCGAGGGCUUUGUAUCAGGCGACAUGGGGUUUCACUAAGGAAGUUCCCACAUUUGAGCUAUGAAAGGCUGGUAUGAAGGUGUAUUUUAUCAUUUGUUGGUUGUAUAGUGGUGAGAUAAGAUGUAUAAUUGAGAGGAUAUUCAUAUGAAAUCUGAUGUUUUCAUGCAUUUAUAUUCUUCAGGCUUCUGCACAACUUGGAUCAAUUGAUUGCCUCAAAAACCUUGUACAGCAGUGAUAAGUUUAAAUGCCAAAGCUUGUGACUGUCGCUA
This is a messenger RNA of Amborella trichopoda, 2891 nucleotides long. Its product is annotated as phytyl ester synthase 1, chloroplastic. The record is from RefSeq and is a predicted model, not a curated record. Lineage: Eukaryota; Viridiplantae; Streptophyta; Magnoliopsida; Amborellales; Amborellaceae. Gene Ontology annotation, cellular component: membrane.